AAACCUGGUUAAAAAAUGUAAGGAACCCUGCUAAAGUACGAUUGGAUAAUUUUAUAUUUUAUAAUCAACCUCGUCACAAUAGCUAUGAUGAUAGUGCUAAUUUUAAAAAUCUUAAAGAAAAAGACCAUGGUGGUGUAGGAAUAUAUUAUAGUAACAAUAAAGCUUGUAAUAUAAUAAGGUUAGGACAAUUAAAUAUAGAACAUGUUGCCUGUAAUAUUCCAGAUAAAAAUAUUUCUGUAAUUGUUAUUUAUAGACCACCAAAAUAUAGAUUAGAAUUGUUCAUGCCUCAAUUAGAACGAUUGUUGACUGAGUUACAAGAGUCUGGUUAUCAUUAUAUUAUUAUGGGAGAUUUCAAUCAAAAUCUAUUAGAAGGACAUAGUUCUAUUAAGGAUUGUUUUCAAGAAUUCAGGUUUAAACAGUUAGUGACAGAGAGUACUACAGAAGGCAAUACAAUAUUAGAUCAUGUUUAUAUGAGUUCAGGUAUUAAUUUAAAACGUGUUAAAAUUACUAUUGUACCUACAUAUUAUAGUUAUCAUGAAGCUGUUAACAUUCAGUUAUUGUAA
Molecule: messenger RNA, 563 nt
Organism: Lottia gigantea (owl limpet)
Lineage: Eukaryota; Metazoa; Mollusca; Gastropoda; Lottiidae
Exons: 1
Molecular function (GO): catalytic activity
Source: RefSeq, a predicted model, not a curated record